AUGGCGUCGGAGGAGAGCCCCUACCUCGUUCUACCAGGGUCUCUGGCCUUCUCAGACUUCCGCCUCAAGCGCCUGGCCCAGGCGAUCGGCGCAAAGGAAGUGCGCGCGCUUUGGGUGCACUAUGUCAAUCCUACCAAAGAGCUGAGCGGGGAGGAAUUGAAGACGCUGGAGCAGAUAUUGCACUAUGGAGAGUAUCCUGGGAGUACGGACAGGCUGUCGCAAACUCUUAUCCACUCCGUCCAAAAUCCUACUGCCGCUUCCACCACCGAGGACGAUACCGUUCUCUUUUACGUUUGCCCACGCCCAGGGACCAUUUCGCCAUGGAGCUCUCUUGCUACCAUGAUCGCCCGCACAUGCACGCUCGACCAUGCCGUGAAGCGCAUCGAGCGAGGCAUGGUCCUCGCUGCCACCUUCGAGAAGCCGCUCGCCGCCGACGAGAUACCCAGCGCCGACUCCCUCCACGACCGCAUGACCCAGACCAUCAGCCGCACCACGCCGAACCUCGACCUGCUCUUCGGUGAGCACGAGCCUGCUCAGGCUACGACGAUCAGCUUUGAGGAGUACAAUAGCCCUCAUGCCGCGCUGGAACAUGCCAACCAAGAGCUGGGACUCGCGAUGGACAAGUCAGAGAUUGAGUAUCUAGUCGAGGCAUACUCGCAGGAGCUCAAGAGAGGCCCGGUAGAUGUCGAGCUGUUCAUGUUCGCGCAGGUCAACUCAGAGCAUUGCAGGCAUAAGCAGUUUAACGCCGACUUUACCAUCGAUGGCAUGCGCAAGGGCUACUCGCUCUUCGGGAUGAUACGGAACACACACCAGAAGCACCCGGAGCAUGUUGUGAGUGCGUACAGCGACAAUGCUGCUGUGCUUCAGGGCGAGGAGGCAAGCUUUUGGGCGCCGAACACCCUGACAGGUGAGUGGACCGGCACAAAGGAGACGGUGCAUAUCCUCUGCAAGGUGGAGACACACAAUCAUCCCACGGCGGUAUCGCCCUUCCCUGGCGCGGCAACGGGCUCGGGCGGCGAGAUCAGAGAUGAAGGGGCAGUGGGCCGGGGCUCAAGACCGAAGGCUGGGCUGGCAGGCUUCACUGUAUCUGAUCUCCUCAUUCCUGGACACGAGCAGCCAUGGGAGCUGAACGACGUAGGCAAGCCAGCGCACAUUGCAAGCAGUCUGGACAUCAUGCUCGAAGCACCCAUUGGCAGUGCGGCGUUCAACAAUGAGUUUGGGCGGCCAUGUACGAUCGGGUACUUCAGAACGCUGCUUGUUCGCGUUUUCACGAACGAGAAGGAGACGGAGAUUCGAGGGUACCACAAGCCCAUCAUGCUGGCUGGAGGUGUGGGAACGGUUCGACCGCAACAUGCGCUCAAGGACCCGGACAUUGUACCGCCAGGGUCGCAUCUACUGGUUAUCGGUGGACCUGCGAUGCUCAUCGGCCUAGGUGGCGGUGCUGCGUCGAGUGUCCAGUCUGGAGAAGGCAAGGUCGAACUUGACUUUGCUAGUGUGCAGCGAGGAAACCCUGAAGUCCAGCGGAGAGCGCAGGAAGUCAUCGAUACUUGCCGAUCUAUGGGCGAUAAAAAUCCGAUUUUGUUCAUCCAUGACGUGGGUGCCGGCGGUCUGUCUAACGCUCUGCCUGAGCUCGUUCACGACUCUGGACUCGGUGCCAUCUUCGAUCUGAGAGAAGUGGACAGCGCCGACCGAGGCAUGAGCCCGCUACAGAUCUGGUGCAAUGAGGCUCAAGAGCGCUACGUGCUAGCUGUAGGACCGGACGAUUUGGACCUCUUUAAGCGCAUCUGCAAGCGCGAACGUUGCGGUUUCUCAGUCGUAGGCACCGCGACGAAGGAACAGCGUUUGGUUCUCAAGGACAAAGAGUCACAAGGCACACCCACUCCGAUCGACCUUCCUAUGCCGAUUCUUUUUGGAAAGCCACCGAAGAUGUCGCGCAUCGUUGAAUCGCGAAAGCUGAGAUUGCCUGCGUUCGACAGCACUUUGUCUAUGUACUUGCCGGAGACACCGAAGGAGGGUCUAUUGCCGGAAGCUGUGGACCGAGUACUUGCUCUCCCUGCUGUGGGUUCUAAGUCAUUCCUCAUCACGAUUGGCGACCGUACCGUUGGCGGGUUGACAGUCCGUGACCAGAUGGUCGGGAAAUGGCAGACCCCCGUUGCUGAUGUCUCGGUGACCGCCACCUCUCUCAUGUCUGGUAUCAAGACUGGCGAGGCGAUGUCCAUAGGCGAGAAACCUACGCUCGCUCUCAUCUCUCCUGCUGCAUCGGCUAGGAUGGCCGUUGCGGAAUCGCUCAUGAAUUUGGCCGCUGCUAGCUUGUUUGAUAGACUGUCAAGAGUGCGCCUAUCAGCGAAUUGGAUGUCCGCUUCCAGCCACCCUGGCGAAGGCGCUGCGCUCUACGAGGCUGUCGAGGCUAUUGGCAUGGACCUUUGCCCACGACUAGGCAUCUCGAUUCCCGUCGGAAAAGACUCUAUGAGCAUGAAAAUGAAAUGGAAAGACCAAGACUCGAACGAAGCCAAGGAAGUCACCGCUCCUAUGUCUCUAGUCAUCACCGCCUUCGCCCCCGUAGACCGUAUCGACCGCACCUGGACCCCUGCUCUGGAGCGUCUCGAAGACGUCGGCGAAACGGUCCUCAUGUUCGUGGACCUCGCCGCCGGCAAGAAGAACAUGGGCGGCUCCGCCCUCGCGCAGACCUUCGGACAGGUUGGCGACGAGGCGCCAGAUGUGUGGGACGCAGACGUGCUUAAAGACUACUAUGACGCAGUCGAGCAGCUCCACGACGCGGGCAUCGUGCUCGCAUACCACGACCGCUCUGAUGGCGGACUUUUUACUACGCUAGUAGAGAUGAUGUUUGCCGGGCGCUGCGGGUUAGAAGUGAUGCUCGACGGCAUUGCGAAGUCGUCUGAUACCAAGGAUAUUGUCGAAGCGCUGUUCAACGAGGAACUCGGCGCUGUAUUCCAAGUCCGCAAGAAGGACGAAAUCAACUUCAACCGCUGUUUUGCCACUUGCGGACCGCCACCAGGCAUGAUCAAGAAGAUCGGACGGGUGCCCGCAGCCUCGAAGCAGGAGAUCAGUUUCGCGUUCGGUUCUCAAGUCAUCUACCGCGCCUCCCGCUCGAAACUCCACCAGCGCUGGGCAUCCACGAGCUACCAGCUCCAGCGCCUGCGCGACAACCCCUCCUGCGCAGACCAAGAGUUUUCCUCCAUCCAAGACGACUCCGAUCCGGGUCUCUCCUACCACCUCACCUACAACCCCAACGACAACAUCCUCCCCCUCAAAGCAUCCCUAACCUCUCCCUUCACAAACAAACCCCGCGUCGCCAUCCUUAGAGAAGAAGGCGUAAACGGCCAAGCCGAAAUGGCCUUUGCAUUCUCCCAGGCCGGGUUCAGCGCCAUCGACGUACACAUGACCGACCUCAUCAGUGGCCGCGUCUCGCUUUCCCAAUUCACGGGUCUCGCUGCCUGCGGCGGCUUCUCCUACGGCGACGUCCUAGGCGCGGGGCAAGGGUGGGCGAAAUCCGUCCUUUUACACCCCGCGACCCGCACGGAGUUCCAGACCUUCUUCGAGAGGAAAGACACCUUCGCCCUAGGCGUGUGUAACGGAUGCCAGUUCCUCAGUAAGCUGAAAGAACUCGUUCCGGGCGCGGAGGCAUGGCCGUCCUUCGAGAGGAAUAUCUCAGAACAGUACGAGGCGCGCGUCGCUAUGGUCGAGGUUGUCGACCCUGCCACUGGAGCGCGACCACCCUCCGUUUUCUUGCACGGCAUGCACGGCUCCAAACUGCCCAUCGUGACGGCCCACGGCGAGGGGCGCGCACACUUCGCACCGGGCAUCAGCCCUGAGACGCUGUACAAUGAGGGCCUGGUCGCGAUGAGAUAUGUGGAUAACUACGGAAAGGUGACAGAGAAGUAUCCGUACAAUCCCAACGGCAGCCCCAAGGGCAUCACGGCGGUGAGGAGUAGGGAUGGGAGGGUGUUGGCGUUGAUGCCGCAUCCCGAAAGGACUAUCUUGAAGGAGGUGGGCAGCUACAUCCCCAGAGACAACGAGUGGGGCGAGGUCGGUCCGUGGGCACGCAUGUUCAAGAGUGCUAGGCGAUGGGUAGGGUAG
Messenger RNA from Didymosphaeria variabile, 4098 nucleotides. RefSeq names its product phosphoribosylformylglycinamidine synthase (gene ADE6). The coding region runs from base 1 to 4098 and encodes 1365 amino acids. The record is from RefSeq and is a predicted model, not a curated record. The transcript has a single exon. Lineage: Eukaryota; Fungi; Ascomycota; Dothideomycetes; Pleosporales; Didymosphaeriaceae. Gene Ontology annotation, biological process: 'de novo' IMP biosynthetic process. Gene Ontology annotation, molecular function: phosphoribosylformylglycinamidine synthase activity.